CAUAUCGCAUUCACUCCAUCUUCAUCUUGCGUCUCUUCAAUGAUCCGGUGGCCAUGAUGCUGUGUUUUGGGGCCAUCAAUCUCUUUCUGGACGGCCGCUGGACUCUAGGAUGUGCUCUUUACAGCUGUGUCUGUGAAGAUGAAUGUUCUGCUUUUCGCUCCUGGUCUCCUCUUCCUCCUGCUGUGUGAGUUUGGUCUGUGGAAAACUUUACCCAGACUCGCUCUCUGUGCUGUCAUUCAGCUGGUUUUGGGACUGCCGUUCCUUUUAGUGAACCCUGUUGGGUAUGUCAGCCGGGCCUUUGACCUGGGCCGGCAGUUUCUGUUUAAGUGGACUGUGAACUGGCGCUUUCUUCCUGAGGAUGUGUUCUUGAAUCGAUACUUUCACUUGGCUUUGCUUUUGGCUCACAUUACUACACUGCUUCUGUUCGCUCUGAAGAGAUGGAAAAGGUCUGGGAGCAGUAUUUGGACUAUACUAAAAGAUCCAUCUGAGAGAAAGGAGACUGCACAUAAAGUUAAUGCCGAUCAGAUGGUUCUUAUUCUGUUUACAUCUAACUUCAUUGGCAUGUGCUUCAGCAGAUCUCUGCAUUAUCAGUUUUAUGUCUGGUAUUUUCAUACGCUGCCCUACCUGCUGUGGAGUGGAGGAGUGAAGAAGCUGGCACACCUACUCAGAGUGUUGAUUUUGGGUCUGAUAGAGCUGUCCUGGAACACGUAUCCAUCCACCAACUACAGCUCUCUGUCUCUGCACGUCUGCCACCUCAUCAUCCUCCUCUGUUUAUGGCUCAACCCCAAUCCAGCUUCUCCAUCUCAUAGGUCAGAAAAUAAGGCUAAGAGUCACUGAAACCCCUGGUCUGACUGGGAGCCUCGCUGUGUGGGACAAUCACUGCUCUACAGCUCCUACACCACAGUGAAAUACAAGGGUGUUCAGGGACCCGUGCCAUCAAAUGGAUGUUGAAAUGGUUUGGAUAUGAAGGAAGUGUGAAGUUAAUAUAUUGGGGAACAGAGUUUACAGUGCUUCUCAGGAUGAUUAAGGACUAUUGUGAGGCUUGGGCUGGGAUGACAAAGCUGGUGGGAAAUUUGAGUGUCAGUUUUGAUUGGCAGGUCAUUUUAACGACACACUUAUUUUUGUGCAGCAUGUCGAGGCAAAGGACAUGAAGGUAAACUUAGUCUUCUAUCUUUUAUGGACAGCUAUGGAAAGAGUACUCGAAAAUUCUGUUUAUGAAGACGUGCUUCUACUACUAUUGAUUGGGAAUGAUAAAAUUUUGUUUUUUUUCUUAAUGUCUAAUAACAUCUCUUCCUCAUAAAAAAAAUAUUGUGCAAUCACUGAUCUUGGUAAGACUUUGUUUUGAUGCUCCCUAUUGUACAUUUUAUUGACUAAAAGUUGCACUACAUGCCAACGAAUUCUCAUUGGAUUAUUAGUAGACUGUCUGCUUGCUUAAUAUCUGCUGAUACUGCCCUUUCAACAGACUGACUGUAAAAAACUUUGCAAAUGCAUGUCAGCUUACACUAACCCUAACCCCAAUUGAACAGUCUACUUAUGAUCUAAUGAGAAUUAGUUGGCCUGUAGAUGCAAUGUUACUUGCAUUCAAGAAAAUGCGUUAAAGUGGCCAUCAAAAUAAAGUGAUAGCCUGAUCUUUAUAGAAUGACUCUCUACAGUAUAUAGACCAGUGACUGUAAUUGUGAGGUUUUUAUAUAGAAGCAGAAAAUGACCAAAAAAACUUUGCAAAUUAAAAUUAAAUCAUGAUUAUUCUGCCAAAUAUUGUUUUUUUUUUAAAUUUAUUUAUUUGUGUAGUUCAAACAUUGGUAUUAUGUAGAAAUGAAUAUGAAAUUCUGUUAUUUUAAUCUGUUGUCAUUUUAUGCUUCUGUAAUUUAAAAGAAAUGUCAUCAGUAAUUAGGAAAAAAACUAAAUACGUAAAAUACACUUGAAUACAUCUGACUUCUCUGUCCAGAGAAACAAAAAAAACAGGAAAACUGUUUAUUAAAUUUUUUUUACAGUGUAGUUACAUGUGCUUUAUAGAGCACAAAGGAACAGCAUAAAUCAUGGAUCUGCUUUCCCCAUAGUUUUUAGUUUAAGGCAACCAUCGACAUGCAGUAGGGAAGGGGAGAUUACAGUAAAAGUGUUUGUUUCUUUUUUUUUCUUCUUUCCUUUUUUGUACGAAAUGCAUUUGCUUAAUCUUUAAUCAUAAUGCAACUGCAGUCUAUGUGUUUUUUUUUUUUUUUUUUGAGAGGCUUAGAGGUACGAGAGAUUAAAGAAACCAGGUUGAAAGUGUAGGGCAUGUUAGUGUUAUUGAUAAAUCCUGGAGAAGCAUCAUUUGGAAUCAUUGAGAGCAGUUUAUUGUAUAGAUUUGUAAAUGACUGAAAAUAAAGUCAAUUUCAUUACA
This is a messenger RNA of Danio rerio (zebrafish), 2377 nucleotides long. NCBI's taxonomy places the organism in Eukaryota, Metazoa, Chordata, Actinopteri, Cypriniformes, Danionidae. The record is from RefSeq and is a predicted model, not a curated record.